AUGAUUUGCUCUCAUGGAUUCCCAUCUGUCCUCAGUCCAUUUACGGACUUGUCCUGGCCUGUGCACAGUCUGUGGCCAGAGGUCAGACCUCUGUUCUACCAGCAGGAUUUCCUGCAGCAAAACCUACAUGAGCUGUCCAGCAGUCUGCAGUUGAUGGAAAGACUUCAAUGUCAGAUUCUGGACGACACAGAGCCUGUCAGGAGCAGCAUGGCUCUGCAGCCGGUCUCCUACCAGCUGGACAAAGAGGGAGAGCAUUUUGGCCUAACCCUGGAGACUCAUAGCUUUUCUCCAGAAGAGCUGUCAGUCAGACAGGUGGGCAGGAAGCUACGAGUCAGUGGGAAGACAGAGAAGAAACAAGAAGAUGGGAAGGGCUCCUACUCUUACAGACUGCAGGAGUUCAGACAGGACUUUGAUCUGCCUGAAGGGGUGAAGCAUGAAGAUGUGAGCUGCUACCUUUCUCCAGAUGGAAGGCUCCACAUCCAAGCAUCCGAAGUUCCAUCUAUUGAGCCAGCUGAGAGGGAGCUGACUAUCAAGAGUAGCUCAGAGGAGGAAACACAGGAGAGUUCGUAG
Messenger RNA from Girardinichthys multiradiatus, 570 nucleotides. RefSeq names its product heat shock protein 30-like. NCBI's taxonomy places the organism in Eukaryota, Metazoa, Chordata, Actinopteri, Cyprinodontiformes, Goodeidae. Gene Ontology annotation, molecular function: protein folding chaperone. Gene Ontology annotation, biological process: response to heat; protein refolding. Bases 1 to 570 code for a protein of 189 amino acids. The record is from RefSeq and is a predicted model, not a curated record. The transcript has a single exon.